Molecule: messenger RNA, 2989 nt
Organism: Nothobranchius furzeri (turquoise killifish)
Lineage: Eukaryota; Metazoa; Chordata; Actinopteri; Cyprinodontiformes; Nothobranchiidae
Gene: odad4
Product: outer dynein arm docking complex subunit 4
Cellular component (GO): cytoplasm
Molecular function (GO): protein binding
Source: RefSeq, a predicted model, not a curated record
UUCCCUUGGCACAUCUGGCCACCUUUAUUUAUCCGCGGUCAUUUUCUGGGGGCGCCUCUGGACUGCGCAUGCCCCUUAUCUUCAUUGCAGUCCGUCAGGCGUCGCGGUUGCUAGGUUACCAUCCAGCGGAAGCUAAAGUUGCUGUGGACUGAGCUCGUCUUGGCAAACCUUUAGUGGGCUAAAAUGUCAAAGGCAUCUAACAAGAAUCCUCAGGAUUUGUUCCUGACUUUCUUGUCCGAAGGGAAGUGGAUGUUCAACAAAGGAGAGUACCAUCAAGCUGCUAACAGCUUCACGGCGGCGCUGAAUUUGAGGCCAGGGGAUAAGAAAUGCCUCAUCGGACGGGCUAAAUGCUACAUGAAGAUGGGUAGGUUUGAAAACGUCUUCACAGAUGUUGAAGAGACGCUCAAAGACGACAAGUCUUUCAUAGAGGGACUGUACCUGAAGGCAGAGGCUCUAUAUCACACGGGCAACGUUGAACAGGCGUUGGUGUUUCACAGCAGAGGACUGAAGCUCCAGCCUCAUAUGCAGAAGUUCAGGCUCGGCGCGCAGUGCGCACAGCAGGCGAUAGAGGAUACGGCUGGAUCUGAAAAAGACCUUUCCUUCCUGUAUAAAGAUGAGAGGAAGAAAAAUAAUCAGACUCCAAAGACUGACAAGACCAACAAAGCGCUUCUGGGAAAGUUUUACCAUGACAAGAAAUUCCUUGAGGAUCUGAUGAAAGAUGAAGAAUUGGUUGGGAGUGAGACGAUUCAUGGCGAACGACUGCAGGACAUCAUUCAAGACUGCCUCACAUCUCUUGAUACUUGUGCUAAGUUGUGGAGUCUGGAGAAGCCCGUCGCCCCUCAGCAGCAGAAACGGCGUGGACCUUCUGAGCAGGCUCAGUUUGUGCUGAAAAGCCUGAAUGAGAUCGACAACGAGCUGACUCGUGGUAAUGCAGAGGCUAGUCUGAAGAAGGCAAAACGAGCCAUGAGUGUGGUUCAAACUUGGACCACUGAGGACAUUCCUAAUAAAUACGAGCUCCUGGGCAGCCUGCAUAGCUACAUUGGCAGAGCUUUCUUCAUCCUGGGAGAUAUGGACGAAGCACUGGAGCACCAUCGGACAGACCUCCAGCUGGCUGAGCGGUGCAAACUUCCAGAAGCCACGUCCAGGGCUUUGAACAACAUGGGUCUAACGUUGGCUCAGACCGGACAGUUUGCACAAGCCGUUGAGUUCUGGGAACAGAUGAUUCCUUUGGUUGAUGACGGGUUGGAAAAGGCCUGGUUGUUUCACAACAUCGGCUCCAGCUCCCUGAACAUGAAGCAGUAUGAAGAAGCCAAACACUACGGGAUCCGCUGCCUUGCUGCGGCCGAGGAAGCCGCUGACGAGAAGUGGCAGUUGAAUGGAAACGUUUUGAUUGCACAAGCAGAAUUGAAAACUGGAAACGUUGAAUCAUCUGUGUCCCACUUUGAAAAGGCUUCAUCCCUUGCUCGGCUUACAGAAGACGAGGCCGCUCUGGGAGCCAUUCAGAAGGCUCUCAACGAGGCAAAGCAGCUUCUACCAGACGGAGAACAUCUUUAGACGAUGAUUGUGGAUCCGAGAGCAGCUUGAGGAAAUUCCAGAUAGAAUUGAACGAUAUGUUCAUCAGUAUAGCUGCGUGAGGUCGGGGACAUGGAAGUAAACUGUAUUAUUAUAAAUUCCUUGUAUUUAUUGCAAUCCAUCAUUGAUAGUCUAGAGCAGGGGUGUCAAACUCAUUUUAGCUCAGGGGCCACAUUGAGGAAAAUCUAGUCCCAAGUGGGCCGGACCGGUAAAUUAAAAACAACUUCAGAUUGUUUUCUUUAUUUUAAUACAAUCACUAUAAAACAAAGCUGGAGCCUGAAGACAGUGUAUCCAAAAUAGUACAAGUACAACACCUGAAGUGUACUUGAAAAUUUGAAAUAAAUAAAACAUUCCUUAGUGAUUCAGAGCUUACAGAUAACAUGGCUAGAUCAGUUUCAUGCAGCACUUAAAGUAUAUUUGACUCAUUUUACUUUACAUCUUUUAGCUUUCACCAGCACAUCAGUAUCAGAAGUCACAUCCUGAGUGGCGGCCAACUUCAGGAUGUGAUUCAAGUUCUUGUGUGAGCCUUGAGCACAGCUUUGUUUUAUUUAUACUCAUUACAGAGAAAACUUGCUCACAAAGAUACGUUUAUUUUCACUCUACAUUGUAAAGUAUGAAAAUAAAGUUUACACAACCAUCUCGCGGGCCGGAUUUAACCUGUUUGCGGGCCAGAUCCGGCCCGCAGGCCGUAUAUUUGACACCCCUGGUCUAGAGCAGUGGUUCUCCAUUAGUCUCCCUAAUGGCAAGCUGCGAUUCAAAUGAAGGGAAAUGUUCAACUUCUCUAAUUUGUUGAAGGAAAAGAUGGCGCAGUCUGGUCCUGAGGAGGUAGACUAUAGUGCAGCACCAACGCACAGAUCAAUGAUAAACCAAACCUGCUGCUUUUAAAUCUAAACCAUUUCUCUUUACUUCAGUAAAUUAAGUCUUUUAUUAACAGAUUUCACUGUUAUUGUAUAACAAAAUAAAAAUCCAACUACUGAGAACUAGUUCAAAAAGACUCUGAAUAGGUGGCUGAGGGUGGAAACCGAUACCCACAUAAAACUUAGUUCUAUAAGAUUUGUUCACUUAUUCAAGCUUGAGCUUUAAUUGUGACUUAAAGCUGUUACAGCAAAUCUGGAAAACAACUGAGCCUAAAACGUUGUUGUUAUGCUUCUCAGCAACGUUCUAACAUAGCAUAGCUGUACAUAUAUUUUGGAGGAUAAAAAAUAAAUGAAUAAAUCAGUUCUCUCGCAUUUGUCUAAAAGCCACCAAUAGCAUGGCUCGGACUGAAAGCAACCAUUAGACCACAGGUGUCAAACUCCGGUCCUCGAGGGCCGCUAUCCUGCACGUCUUUGCUCCAACACUUCUAAUUCCAUGGUGUCGUUCUUUUUUAAAACACAGAAACGGUUUUGUUACCUGUUAUUGACGCUACAGUUUCGGC